UUCAAAUUGUUAAACAAUAUUCGUCAUGUUAAAGGAUUUUAAUUCGUUUAUUCAAUAGGAAGCAUUUACGAUAUUGUAACAAUGAAAACUUUAUAUUGGGAUUUAUUUUAUGUCAAUUUGGCGGUUUUUCAUGUUCAGACACGAAUUAAAUAACUAGUGUUUUAUUUUUAUGCACAAUAGACACUACUAAAUUAAAAAAGAAUUACAUGUAAUAUAACAUAUUAUAACCAGAACUAUGUCUUAUUUGUGAAUUCACCAUAGUAUGUGUUUAAAGAAAAAACAUUGGACAUUUCGUUGAAUAAAUUUAAAAUGGAAGUCUCUGGACGUAAGGAAUCUUCUGUUAGAUUAUGCCAACCGUGCCAGCGUGACGGUGAUACUGCACAAGCAGAGGGUUAUUGCGAUAACUGUAAAGAGUUUAUAUGUUCAUCGUGUAUCAAGGCACACCGGAAGUUGGCAACUACCAAACUCCACGUAAUUAAAUCCAAAGAUGAAAUGCCGACAUAUCAGACACAAAGCGACCCGUGCACUGAACUGUGUGAUGUUCAUGUAAACGAAAUAGUAAAGUUUUAUUGUCAAGAGCACGAUAACGUUGGUUGUGGAGAUUGUAUGGUACUUCAACAUACCUCUUGCAAGGUUCAGCUCGUUUCAGAUGUAUCUAGUAACUAUGACAACAGUGUGCACCUAAGUUUAAUUAAACAUAGAAUUGAUCACCUCAGGAAAAACCUUGAUUCAUGUAAAAAAGAAAUAAAAUGCAGUCUGAAAGCAGCAGAUCAAAUAAAGACCGAGGUAGUCAAAAAAGUCAAGCUAUUUCGUAAAGAACUGGAUGAUUAUCUAGACAAAAUGGAAGCAGACCUUUUACAAAAAGUAGACGCAAUAAAUGAUAGAGAUGUAUCAUCACAGAAAAAGCUUCAAAAUCAGUGCGAGGUAUUAUCUGAUGAAUUAAAAGAAAUUCAAAGAAAAUUGGACCAGUGUAAAGACAAUGUCAACAAUUUGUUUGUGACAUCUAAAGGUGUACAGAGAAAAUUGGAAAAAUGUCAAAACAUUAAUGAAACCAUUUUUGCCAAAAGUCAGAUAAACACUUUGAAUUUUAAAGUAUCGGAAGACUUCGAUACCAUGAAGCAACAUAACACUCCCUUCGGCAGUCUUACAACACAAGUAAAAACAUUUUCAGGGCAAUUCAAGAAAUGUAUUAAUGACAUGAAGGUACAUUUUGUUAACAAAGUAAAUUGCCAGGCAGAAAACGAAGGAAAUUGUUGUAUAUCAGGAAUCACAAUUAUAUCUGAAGCGGAAAUUUUGUUAGCAGACGGCGCCAACAAAUUAAAAAUUCUAAAUAAUAAGGAUGGUAAAGUCACCUCGACACUGAAAUUGUCAGAUACAACCGGAGGCAUAACCACAAUCAGUUCAUCAUCUGCUGCAACAUGUUUACCAAUUAAAGGCAAAAUCUUGUUUGUGAAUACGCAAAAUGGUUUGACUGAAAGUCACAGUCUUGAUGUCAGGAAAAGAUGUAACUCUAUACACCAUCGCAAUGGUAUAUUGGCAGUGUCCUUUGUUAAACCUCCCGCUGUUCAGAUAUUGGAUAUGGAAGGUCAGAUCCUUCAUGAGGUUAAAGAUGCAAGCAUAUUGAAAUAUCCACGAUUUGUUUAUCUAGGUACAGAAUAUGAUAAUAUGUUUGUGUCUGACAAAGACAACCAUGUCGUGUACAAAUUUACACUCCAGGGAGAACUGAUAACUCAAAAUAAAACCGAUAAUAAUGAUAAACCAGCAGGCUUAACAGUUACAAACUGCGGAUGUGCUGUUGUUUGUUAUCCAAAAAAGAGCGAUUCGCUCGGAGUCAUUGUACCUGAUACAUGUAGGAGAAAGAUUCUGCCUUUCAAUGUGCAGCAUGUAUUGGAGCCACUUUAUGUCGACAUUUCUGAAGCGCAAAAUAAAAUGUUUAUCAGUGAAUUACCGACUUCUGUGGACUGCAAUUUCAUUAAAAUAUUUGACUUAAAGUAAAAUUUAGGGCUCUGUCAGAAAAUCAAUAUGUUUAUUCAUUGGUGUGAAUAUUGUUUGUGUGUUUGACUAGUGUCCGUGCCAACGUGUGAUAAAGUUUCAAAGUGUCAAAGUUUCUUUAUAAUAUCUUCAGUUUAUCUUUAUUGAGACACUAUAUACACUUUACGAAAAGGGAGGAUAGGAUUAAUAAGAGUAGUCACACAGAUAAAUGUUUUGUAAACAGCACUAAUAGCAUUUAUUCAAUGUUAUAAAUUGUGUUGUAAAUAAACAGAAUUUUUUUUACUUCAUAUACUUUGUAAAAAUAUAUGUCCCCACAUUAUAGACGUUUAAUGUGACACAAUUAUGUUCAGCAUUAAUUCAAUGUUAUAAAUGAUGUUUAUGUGGUACAUAUACUGCACGCUUUUUCACUGGAUAUAAUUUUUAAACAGAUGUACCAUAAUCAUUACGUUAUAGAGAAAGAAAAAAAAACAUUAAUUAUGCGACACAAUUAUGUUCAGUAUUUAGUCUUAGGUUAAAAUGUGGUCUGGUUCUUUGAAAAUUGCAUGCCGUCAAUGGAAAUCUGCUAGUAACAGUAAUAUUUUAUGUUUUAGGGUUCGAGUGUCCCAUUUUAUAAUUAAUAAUAAUUUAAUGUAUAUUCUUAGUGG
Messenger RNA from Ruditapes philippinarum (Manila clam), 2636 nucleotides. Its product is annotated as E3 ubiquitin-protein ligase TRIM71-like. NCBI's taxonomy places the organism in Eukaryota, Metazoa, Mollusca, Bivalvia, Venerida, Veneridae. The transcript has a single exon. The record is from RefSeq and is a predicted model, not a curated record. Gene Ontology annotation, molecular function: zinc ion binding. The coding region runs from base 310 to 1995 and encodes 561 amino acids.